UAUUCCAGAUGAAGAUGACAGGAAACCAAUUUCUUUACUGCAUUUUUUUAAAUAUUCACUGCAACCCGGCAUAUCUGGCAACACCAACUCUAGCCACUUCCUUAAUUUGACUCAUUCGCAGUAUCCUCUCCAACUUUUCACAUGCUCAGUUCAGCGGGUCCAACAAAAGUAUAAGGAGGAAGUAUUUCUGCUGGGCCAGAAACGUUUUGCCUCAUCCAGGUCACGUCUGACUGAGCUGCAGAGAAUAAAGAUGUUCUCUCCCAGAGGCCUUCAGUCUGUGUUGAUCCUUCUUGCUCUUCUUGGACUAGGCCGUCAUGAUGUGGAGGCUGCAGAAGGAAGACAAGUCAUUCAUAAAAGAGUUGGAGACUCUGUGGAGCUUUUAUCAAAUUUACCAACUGAAGGCGUCACCAGGGCAGAAUGGAGAUAUGGAGACUCACCAGUAGCAAUCAAAGGUUCAGGUCUUACUGCAAACAAUCCAUUUCAGGGCAGAGUGGAGUUCAAUAACACGAGCCUUAGUUUAACAAUCAGAGACCUGACUCUUCAAGAUUCUGGUGAAUUCAGGUUUAGUUCAUCAACAGACAAACAAAGACCUGCAGUCUUCCUCACUUUGCAAAUUCACGAGCCGAUAUCCACAAAUCUCAUUGUGUUUUCAAACAUCACUCAGCCUGGACCAAAUGGAUUUUGUACAGUUUUUCUGGAGUGCAACGCAAAUCCUCACAGCGACGUCACCUACAUCUGGACUGUGGGAUCACAAACCAGAAGUGGCUCCAGGCUGCAAUACAGCAUUAGACCACAAGAUGGAGACACCAAAUUCACCUGCAAUGCCUCCAACGUUGUCAGUGAGAAGUUAACAUCUGAAACACUGAGAUGUAGCAACAACACAGGAUCCACAGGCUCUAAUGACGGAUGUGGUUUUUCUCCCGUCAUGUUUUGGUUUAGGUUGGUUGUUGGACUUCUUGUUAUCCUAGUGCUGGUUUGGCUGCUUUAUGACGCAAAGUUGAAGGAAGUAUUUUGUUCCAGGUUUAAACACACUGCAGCAGUCGACCAGGACCUGAGUCAGCUGGAUCUCAACUCCUCACCUCCUCCGGGUGAUGCUUUGGUGUAUGAAAACUCAGGAGGAUCUGCAGACGCUUAAGAAAAUGAAAACAUCCCAUCUCUAUAAGUUCCCAUCAACUAUCAGGACAAUGGAUUGAGAACGAGAUGAACCCAGGAAAUCCAUCAAAUCUCAAACCCCAUGUCAGUUGUGGAAGACGGUUUCUCACACUGAGCCAGGUUCUGGUUGUGCUGGGGGGUUUUUCCUGUUAAACGAGAGGUUUUUCCUCUCCACUGUCGCUGCAUACAUGCUUGCAAUGAGGAAAAUGAAACAACAGAUUGCAACGAUUAUCCAC
Messenger RNA from Poecilia reticulata (guppy), 1388 nucleotides. RefSeq names its product SLAM family member 9-like. Gene Ontology annotation, cellular component: membrane. NCBI's taxonomy places the organism in Eukaryota, Metazoa, Chordata, Actinopteri, Cyprinodontiformes, Poeciliidae. The record is from RefSeq and is a predicted model, not a curated record.